Amoebophrya sp. A120 is the source of this 1056-nucleotide messenger RNA. Lineage: Eukaryota; Dinophyceae; Syndiniales; Amoebophryaceae. The record is from the annotation of a GenBank genome assembly.
AUGGCAUUACAAAGAAACGCAAAAAGCUUUGGCCGUCGCGGGGCUAUGCGCUUCCCACAUGGAUGCCGAGGGGGCGCCGCCUUCGUCUUGCCUUUGGCUACUAUGCGAAGCCCCAAUGCCCCGCGCAGUGCCUGCGAUAUUCAAAUGGGCAUGGGCGCACUCUGGUCCAGUAGAUAUUUACACGCGACCACCCCUGGUCGGCAUUGCCGGAAAACCGAAGCCAAAACGAGGCCAAAACGAAGCCAAAGGGCAAAAAAACCGAGGCCAAAACGAAGCCAAAACGAGGCCAAAACGAAGCCAAAGGGCAAAAAAGCCGAGGCCGAAACGAAGCCAAAACGAGGCCAAAACGAAGCCAAAACGAGGCCAAAACGAAGCCAAAACGAGGCCAGGCAAGUGCGUUUCGCGUCUGGAAGGGGAACGCGGAAAAUUCGGCACUUUGGUCGCCGCCCGGCUCGCUUUGCCGUGCCCUCGUGGAAGCGACGCCAAAACGAGGCCCAAACGAGGCCAAAACGAGGCCCCGCGGUCUGAUUCUGGGCCUUUGCUUUCUGGCAAAAAGUUGAAAGGGUUGGCCGUCUUUUUUUUGGAUGGCUUUGGCUUCGUUUUGGCUUCGUUUUGGCCCCGUCCCGGCUUCGUUUUGGCCUGCGCGUUUUCUGAUCGUUCUGCCUGGUCCUCUGUCUGCAACAGAGGCACGGGGCCAAUUUGCGCCAGCAGGCACGAGGCCUCAUGUUGGACAGACAGCGGCGCCUCCCUGGCGGGCAUCCGGUAGACGGGCUCUGGCGUGGCCAUUGACUAGGGUAGGCGAGUCUGUCUGGUCGCAGUCCGAUGCGGCUCAAAACUUGAGCCAUGUGGCGCGCUGCCUGCGAAUCUAUACGCCCGCGGCCCAUGCCCCAAUAUGGGGAAAAUUAAAUGGGGCGCGCUAGUGUUUCGGAGGCAGCUGCAGAGACCACGCGCCGGCAGCAUGAAGUAGAGCUACCCCCAGGCGUGGCUGGGUUUUUCAAGUCCUGGCUUCUGGAUAGAUACAUGGCGGCAGCGGGGAAAAGCUAUCGGGACUACUUG